GGUGUUUCAAAUACUGUUGUUGGACCUAGGGUCACAAUUACUGGGAACAAUGCUGUUCAUUUUAAUCCUGAUGGUGUAUCUCAAACCAGGGAGGAAUUGCUGGAAUUUUGUCAAAGGAACGCAAAAUCGUACCAACUAAUACUCGCUUCAAGAGACCUUUUCCAGUAAAUCUGGAAAAAAAAACGUACAAUGAAACAUUUACUUGCAGCAAAGCUGGGUCGUGUCGGUCUUAAUGGUUUAGAAAUGAACUCACCAUACGGAACUCCUCAGGCUUCUGGGUAUAAAUUUCUUGAUUCUUCCCCUUCACCAAUGGCAAUGUUUCCUCACACACCAUUAAUGACUUGGGUGAAUUGGAUUCGACACCUCGUAUCUGGUGGUCCAGCCUUUCGUAUCCCAUCUCCUUCUCAACGUGAACAGCUUGCCCACCAAUUAGCAGAUAAAGCAAGUCGUCAACGUGUGCGUGAUCGUUUGGAAGCAGUUAAAAGAAUGCAGUCAGCAGCAUCAAGUCCAUCACGGUCGCUACUCUCUCCUGCUGCUCUUCGUUUACUCGCUUCCAGCUCAUCGAUUUUAAAUAACGAACCAAACAGCCGACCUUCAACUGGCACUGCUCGUAUUGGUGGGCAGACAUGUUCUCCUCUUCCUAAAGUCAAUACUCCUCGGCGUGUUCCAUCUGAUUUGGGUGUUGUUAGACGUCCGAAUUCAGCACGUUCAACUCCUAAUUGCGAAUCGGUGAAACCUAACACUACUCAUAAGAAAAUUCCUCUAGAACGUGGUGAUAUCCAGGUUGAUAAACCGGAAUCUUCUUCAUCAAUUACAGAUAACCUACUGAAUUUAAAAUGUCAAAAUUUGUGAUUCUUUGUAUUUAUCAAAUCAGGAAAAUUUCAUGUAGAUAUGCCUCCAUUACUAUACUCAGACCCAUACUAUUUUGUACAGUAAAUGAGUAGUUUUUCUCUCUGUGAUU
Messenger RNA from Schistosoma mattheei, 961 nucleotides. NCBI's taxonomy places the organism in Eukaryota, Metazoa, Platyhelminthes, Trematoda, Strigeidida, Schistosomatidae. The record is from the annotation of a GenBank genome assembly.